AUGUUCAGGGGAGACGGUGGCAAUAAUCCCGGAAACAAUUUGCAUGUAUCUGGUUUGAGCCACAAGGUGGACACGCGUGACCUCGAAGCUGCCUUCGCGAAGUGUGGGCGGGUCCAGAAGGCUCAGGUGAUGUAUGAUCCUCACACCCGCGAGUCCCGCGGCUUUGGGUUUGUUACGAUGGAGAGCGUUGAAGAGGCAGACGCCGCCAUCACUGCGAUGAAUGGUGCUGACCUCAUGGGCAAGGCCAUUUCAGUUGAAAGGGUUCGUGCAGCUGUGGUCUGCCCGGCCUGUACGGCAUCCUCACCCUAG
This is a messenger RNA of Dichomitus squalens LYAD-421 SS1, 309 nucleotides long. RefSeq lists its product as uncharacterized. NCBI's taxonomy places the organism in Eukaryota, Fungi, Basidiomycota, Agaricomycetes, Polyporales, Polyporaceae. Gene Ontology annotation, cellular component: spliceosomal complex. Bases 1 to 309 code for a protein of 102 amino acids. The transcript has 2 exons. The record is from RefSeq and is a predicted model, not a curated record. Gene Ontology annotation, biological process: positive regulation of mRNA splicing, via spliceosome. Gene Ontology annotation, molecular function: RNA binding.